GCCGUAAGGGAAUAAACUCCCGCUGCAAGAUGGCCGCGGUGCCAGAUGAGGCGAGUGUGGUGGUGAAGGCAGAGCCCGAAGUGCAGGACGAGGCGAAGCCUGAUAUAUCGGGGUGCGUGGAUGGGAAUGCACAAGCGCUGGGAAAUGGCGCUCCGCCGAGUCCUUCUAGUCCCCAAGCCGCUCCUCCUGUUCCCCCGGGGGUUGCGGCUCCGCCGGCUGCAGCUGCCCCAGCGCCCGGCUCCGAUGCCUCUGACCGCCAAACGCUGCUGGCCGUGCUGCAGUACCUGAAGAAGCGCAAACUCAAGGACUCUGCCGAUAUCCUCCUCAGGGAGAGCGGAUUGUUCGACUCGGACGAGCUGCUCGCCUUAACAUCGCUCAGCCCUGAUCGCGCCGGGGCAGGGGAUGGAGCCGACACGACCUUGCUGAGCCGGGUGAGCGGCGCGGCGGGAUCGGACAUCUCGGCUUCUGCCGGCGGUGCGGCUUCUAGUAGCGCAUCUUCUGCCUGUGCGGGGAAAGUUACUUUAAAUAACGGCCCUCAAGACCAGCCAGAUGUCAGCGCAGUUUUGUCUGCUUACACCCAACAAGGAGAUCCGGCCCUCUACGAGGAGUACUACAGUGGCCUGAAGCGCUUUAUAGAGUCUGUGCUAGACUGCCAUCGGGCAGAACUAUCCCAACUCUUCUACCCACUCUUUGUACACAUGUACCUUGAGCUAGUAUACAAUCAGCAUGAACAAAAGGCAAAAUCAUUUUUUGAAAAGUUUCACGGAGAUCAGGAAUGCUAUUAUGAAGAUGAUCUGCGCAUUCUAGCCAGCCUCUCGAAGAAAGGGCACAUGAUGGGCAACGAGACCAUCCUUGACUUCCGCACCAGCAAGUUUGUGUUGCGAAUAUCUCGUGACUCCUACCAGCUGCUGAAGAGGCAUUUACAGGAGCGGCAGAACAACCAGAUCUGGAGCAUCGUUCAGGAGCACUUGUACAUUGACAUCUUUGAUGGGAUGCCGCGCAGCAAGCAACAGAUUGAUGCUAUGGUGGGCAGUCUGUCUGGGGAAGCAAAACGAGAAGCUAACAAAGCAAAGAUAUUUUUUGGGCUUCUGAAAGAGCCAGAAAUAGAAGUCCCUUUGGAUGACGAGGAUGAAGAAGUGGAGAAUGAAGAAGGGAAGCCAAAAAAGAAAAAGCCUAAAAAAGAUAACGUUGGCUCUAAAAGCAAGAAGCAGGAUCCUAAUGCUCCGCCACAAAACAGGAUUCCACUUCCAGAACUAAAGGACUCUGACAAACUUGAUAAAAUCAUGAUCAUGAAAGAAACUGCAAAACGAGUGAGGCUAGGCCAAGACUCUCUGCCCUCCAUUUGUUUCUACACGUUUCUUAAUGCCUAUCAGGGCCUGACGGCAGUGGAUGUUACUGAUGAUUCCAGCCUCAUAGCAGGAGGAUUUGCAGACUCCACGGUUCGCGUUUGGAGCCUUACCCCUAAAAAGUUGCGGAGUGUCAAAUCUGCAUCUGAUCUGAGCAUCAUAGACAAAGAGUCAGAUGAUGUUUUAGAAAGAAUCAUGGAUGAAAAGUCCUCAAGCGAGAUGAAGGUUUUAUAUGGUCACAGUGGUCCUGUUUAUGCUACUAGCUUCAGUCCAGACAGGAAUUACUUGUUAUCCAGUUCUGAAGAUGGCACUAUCCGGCUAUGGAGUCUUCAGACAUUUACAUGCUUAGUGGCUUACAAAGGGCACAAUUACCCAGUUUGGGACACACAGUUCUCUCCUUAUGGGUACUACUUUGUUUCAGGAGGCCACGACAGAGUUGCACGUUUAUGGGCUACAGAUCAUUAUCAGCCUUUAAGAAUAUUUGCUGGCCAUCUUGCUGAUGUCAUAUGUACACGGUUUCACCCAAACUCCAACUAUAUUGCCACUGGCUCAACAGACAGAACUGUAAGAUUGUGGGACGUACUAAAUGGGAACUGUGUAAGGAUCUUUACAGGACAUAAGGGACCAAUCCAUUCACUGGCAUUCACUCCAAAUGGAAAGUUUCUUGCGACAGGAGCGUCGGAUGGCAGAGUUCUUCUGUGGGACAUUGGCCAUGGUUUGAUGGUUGGAGAGCUAAAGGGUCACACAAACACAGUCUAUGCACUUAGGUUUAGCAGAGAUGGGGAGAUUUUAUCAUCAGGUUCAAUGGACAAUACUGUUCGAUUGUGGGAUACAGUAAAGGCCUUUGAAGACUUAGACACUGAUGACUUUACAAGUUCCGCUGGGCAUAUAAACUUCCAUGAAAACUCACAAGACUUACUGCUGGGUACCUUUAUGACCAAAUCAACCCCUGUCAUACAUCUCCAUUUCACAAGACGAAACUUGCUCCUUGCUGCAGGAGCUUACACACCACAAUGAGAAGAUGCACUUUAUUCUCUUUAGAGAUGGACAUCUAACAGUAUCCUGUGCUGAUAAGCCAGCCUUAUAUUUUUGAAGCCCUCAGCUCAGUGUCUUGUUUCGAAUCAAGGUUCUCUUCAACAGUGCCUAGCUCAAGUAAAGAUGUGUUACAGCAGCCAGAAACACAUUUGCUAGUAACCAUGAGAAGAAAAAAAGGUUGACUUUUCAGAGUUUUAUGGGGGUGGUUUGCAUUUCUGCCCUCCAGUGACUAUCCUUUAAGGGUAAAGUAAAAAAAAAA
Xenopus tropicalis (tropical clawed frog) is the source of this 2640-nucleotide messenger RNA. RefSeq names its product TATA-box binding protein associated factor 5 (gene taf5). The record is from RefSeq and is marked provisional. Gene Ontology annotation, cellular component: nucleus. NCBI's taxonomy places the organism in Eukaryota, Metazoa, Chordata, Amphibia, Anura, Pipidae.